UUAAACUUUGGUCUCUACAAAAUGCAACUAACGUCUAUGAAGACGCUUCGGUCCUCUGAGCCUCUGAGCAAACCGGUCGAACAAUGGAAAUUCAAAAAUUCGUUAUAUUUUUUAUGGCUUCUUCAACGAGGGGAGGAAUUUGGAUCGCGAAGCGGCGUCCGCUAGGGGUUGCUCGCUCGGUCGCUUCGCGCCUGCGCACGUAGUUCGCGCCACUGCUACGUCGCUUGCAAGCCAGAUGUUCUGAAAAGCUUCCUGUCGCCGUUUCAAUGCUCCGCAUUUUUAUCUAAUAAGUUAUUGUAAAAUGUGGACUAGGACCUUUUUAAUAUUUUCUUUUAUGAGUGAAGUAAUCAGUGAAUAAAUAUCAUGUGUAUUGGAUAAACUGUGUGUAGUAUAUUAAAAUUAUCGAGCGUCUCGAUGUCCACGAGUUCACUCGGGACCAACAAAGCGGCGGACAUUUUAUUUUGAGUACUCGAUAAUGUAGCGUUCGCGUCGAAAACAUUAAUGUCGUUUUAUGGUUAUAAAUUCGGAUAUCGUUCGCUUACACCUUUUCGAUGCCGAGAGGGGUGAAGCGAGGGCCGGCGGAGGGCGAGGCCGAGGUGGUGGUUCGCGCUACUGCGUCUCCUUCGCAUACCACGCUAUUGGACGACAGUCCUAGCCAGCCCAUUAGCUAUCACCUGCUAGAUCACGGCUAUGGCGCCACGCCACAGCAUCAGAUCAGGCGCGAGGCGCCUACGGCACCGCCGAAGACGUCUGAAGCGGUGAAAAGAAGACUGAACUUGAGUGAGAGCAGUUCCGGCAGCCAGGGUCACGUGGUGCCCAUGAAAGCCGACUUCAAGACGCCGAAACAGAAACGCGUCAAAGUCCUCACACCGUACAGUCGACCGUCCAGUUCCAUGAAAAAGUACACCGAACGUUCCAGGUUUGACACAUCAUUAGGUUUACUCACAAAAAAGUUCGUUGCAUUGCUGAAGUCUUCACCCAAUGGCGUCCUAGACUUGAACAUAGCGGCAGAACACUUAUCGGUCCAAAAACGUCGUAUCUACGACAUCACAAACGUUCUAGAGGGUAUAGGAAUAUUAGAAAAGAGAUCCAAAAAUAAUAUACAAUGGAAAUAUGGCGUGGGCGGCGCGGGCGGCGCGGGCGCGGCGUGCGGGUCGGUGGGCGCGGCGCGGCGGCUGCGGCGCGAGGUGCGCGUGCUGGGCGCGCGGCAGGCCCGCGUGGCGCGCGCCGUGGCCGUGGCCGAGCAGGCGCUCAGCGAGCUGUCGGCGCACCACGGCGCGCGCGCAUACAUCACCUACGCCGACCUGCGCUCCAUACGGGACUUCCGCAACCAGACCGUCAUUCCCAUCAAGGCGCCACCUGACACACGCCUCAGCGUGCCUCAUCCUGAUGAGAAGGGCUACAUGAUACAUUUGAAGUCUAUGUCGGGAGAGAUUGAAGUCUACCUCUGUCCAAAAGAACGUCCUCCUUCGCCUGCUACAUCAUCAGGCCCGCUGCCGGCGGAUCCACUGUUGGAAGACAACAAGGCACUAUUAGCACCACUCAUAGCGUUACUGCAGUCUAAACCUACAGGCUCCAUCACAGCUGACUUCACAACACCAAUAAAGCGAGAACCGCUGAGUGAGGCGUCUUCGACGUCUAUGGUGGUGUCGACGCCGUGCGUCACGGACCCCACGCUGCCGCUGGGCGGCGCGCUCGGGGCGCUCGGGCCGCACGCCACGCACGGCACGCUCGGCGGACUCGGCGCGCUCGCCGGGCUCGGGGGCCUCGCCUCGGGCUCCGUGGGGACCUUCACCACGCCACACGUCACGCCACUCAAGUCCCUCACGCCACACUCCGACCACUCCAGCCAACACGACACCCUCAACACACCCGACAGCUCGGGCGCACGAGGUCGGUUGCGUAACGCACUAAUAGCAGACAGCGACGACUUCGCGCCCAUCAUGGGCGGCGGGCGCUUCCAGCUGCAGACCGAGGACCAGGAGUCAGAACCGUUGGAGUUGGAGCCGUUCCUGGCGCUGGAGCCGCCGAUGUCGGCGACGGACUACGGGUUCUGCCUGGACCACGACGAGGGGCUCGCGGAACUCUUCGACUUCGAGUUCUAGUGCAGUGCGCAUGCGUGCCACGCGGCGCGCGCCCUACUCAUAGUACUCAGCUGUACUCAGUGCGAGCUACACUCGUCUCAGUCUCACUGGAAAGGUUUAGGCUAUCCAAUGAUAUGGUUACCGGUGUUGUGACAUCUGCUCCAGGUGUUGGGAAAGGUGCGAACCACUCUCAAUAACCUUGAAGAUUUGACGUGAAAUUGGGACGACUGUCGUAAUAGUUACAGAACACUCUCUAUUUACAUGUGCAAGUGUUAAUGAAUGCGUGCAUGCGACAUAAUGUUCGCUUAGCAGAAUCGUGCUCUGGUUGGCUCUAGUUACGCAAGUCGAUAGGCCCGCAAAGGUCGUGUAUGCCAUUUACUAAUGUUUUUGAUGAAUAUAUGUAAAGUUUAUUUCGUUACGUCACAUAUGAUAAUGAUGCCAUUUUAUUUACGGGUAAUACACUGUCAUCAUGUUGAAUUUGUUGUUUUAUAUUUACAUGUUACUCUAGACUUAUCUAGAAAACCGUGCUUACACAUUUCUAUUGUGCCUAGAGUCCAUGCAAUUAUGAGAAAGUAUGAACGAUGAAGUGUGUCAGACUAAAUAUUGUUGAAAGUAAUUACUUAUAGACACGUAAGUAGUCUGUUUUACUUUUUGACUAGAGCCAUUCGCAACUUACCUUACAACUUAUGCGGAAACGCAUGCAUUUCAAGUAAAUCAGUCGAUUUGUUAAAAAUUCCCAGAUAUUAGUGUAUUAUGGUAAACAUUUGUGAACCAUGUACCGCGUGUAACAGUGCCGUAGACACGUAAUAAUAUGAGAGUGUUCUGUAAAUGCAAUAAUUUGUGGUACCAAACAAUCAUUGCGCUCUAAUUUAGUUGUUAAAAUUAAUUUCGACGUAAAUUAUUUAGUUGGAUUAUUUGUGACGUAGUUGUCGAAUAUUUAACUAAUGCUAUGUGUUGUGGGACUGUGGGUGAGGCUCGCUGUUCUAAUACGAUAGUUGUAGCAGAUUACUGGGGUUCCAAGCGUAACUUAGAAUGUUGUUUGAGAGCAUAUCUAAAAAUACGAGUAUUUAUUUAGUAAUUCUUAUUGCUGUCAAAUCUCAAUUAUUUUACGGUUUUACACUGUAGAGCAUGCUAGCUGCAGUAGACGACAGAUAACCUCAUACACUCCCAAUCUGAAAACAUGGUGCUAAUUUCAUUUCUUCAUCUCGCCAUCAACUACAGUCCCACAUUACGAGUUAAUACUGAACGCUUAUAGUUAAAAUGUUCCUUGAAGGUGAUCUAAUUGAUUUACUUGUGUUGUUUAGUACCGACAACCACUGCUUGUUUCCAAUGUCUGUGGUCGGUAGCUGACGAGGGCGCAUACUACAGAAACAAUGCCUUAAGACAUGUAGAAUUUUGUAAAUAUUACACAAGCCAAGUUUUGUAUGCGAUCUCUAUAGUGUGUCUCCACGUUGACAUAGGAAGUAUGCGCCCGCGCAGGCACGUAGCCGGGCCCGCAGCGCCCGUGUACAUACGUCGCUCAAACCCGAGGGCGCGGGCGGGCGCCUUGUACAUAUACACUAAUGAACGGUGAUAUCUUAGCGGCCUUCGAUUUUACUUGUAAAGCUAGCUCUAGUGAUCCAUACGUCAUACGUUCACGUUAGGCCUGUCGUUUGCGUAUUGCACAUUGUUCCGUUAUCGAUAUACUGAUUUGCCAAAUAUUUAGUUAAUACCUGAGUUUGUCAUUUAAGUUUCAUUAUGGGUUCGUUUAGUUGUCAUUGUAAAUAGUGGUAGGCAGGGCGGGAGCGCGGCGAACGUCACCAUAUAAUUUGGGUAAAUAUAAUUUGAAUGUUUAAGUACAAAGUGCGAUGCCGCGAUAGCCGUCUUACCGUGAUGUAAGUACAUUACUCGAACUCGUUGGCACGCCUCCGCUCUGCCCUUUUUGAAUAGUGUACAGCACAAAUGUCAUUGUAAAAAACCUAUUAAUAAGUGCAUAUCAAAAUAAUUUUAAUGUUAGACUUAAUUUGGAGAUGAGUGUGAGUGGGUCGAGCGAGGGAGGCGCGGAGUGUCGGACUCAGGCAGGCGGAACCUGGUUGCAAUAUUAGUGCAAAUAGUAAGAGCAGGGCCGAAAUCAUUGUUUUAAUAUUUUAGUUGUCUAUGUUAGUUACAUUCCGUGCCCUUGUAAUGACAGACAACAGAUCCCGCGUCUUCCAGGCAUUUGUACAUAUUUAUAUUUUGAUGGAUUCACGAGAUUAGACUGAGAACGCGGAUUAUGAGUGUCACGGUACUCGAUCAACAGUAUAGCAGCACGUCGCGCGUCGAUACAAGCACUAGCGAGCACACGACACAAGGGCGCGGAACUCUCGCCGUAUCGGGCGGACACGCAUGCGACUACGUCCCGCCAGACUACCCGCAGAUAGUAUUAAAUCAUUGAUAUGUUUAUUUAUAAAAUUAUUUGCCUAGUGGGUUAGCUUUUAUAGUCACGAUACGAGUUUUUGUUUCACAUAAAUAGAAAAUUACCUUAGCUAUGUUAUGCUACGUUUUGAAUGAAAUGAAAUCUUACUACUAAUGAAUUUUUAACUUUUUUCGUUUCAACAUCGUUAUCAUUAAGUUUUAUUUCGGUUUGAUAGGAUUUUAUUUUUCGUUUUAAUUAUGCUUCGUGCAAAGCAAACUCUGUUCGAACGCUUUCGGAAUCAUACUACUGUAACAGAAUUUGCUUUUAGCGGCGCUCGUCAAGUACCUUAUUGUAAAGUGACAAAUUAUUAAAAACUGCAAAAUACUUUAGUUACCUCAUGUCAUGUUCCUUAAACAUCGUAGAAAUCGAUAAUAGUAUAAAUUUAUCAAGAUUGUUGGUAUACCGUUUUACUGUCCAAUCAGCUACCGUUUGGUAGUGGUUAAUUUUAUUGGUACCUGAGUGUCGAUUUUUAAGGAACACAUGCAAUCAAGGUGAAGGUUGCUGGUUGCCUAUGCAAAAUUUUUGUUCGGCAUCGCACCGCCUCUUGCUGGAGGCGGCAUUUUGUUUUAAAUUAUUUACGACACAAAUUCUGGGGCCAAACGUACGAGAAAAACAAGUACAAAUUAUUAACAAAAUUUUCUCGUAAUUUAGUUAAGGAACGCUACUUCCAUUGUUAACAUCGAUCGAUGUUUUGUUUUUAGCGAAUGAUUUUAUAGUCGGACGCGUUUGCAUUGUAAACACGCAGUAUCUUGUGUAAUGUGUGUCGGUUUAUGUUCUACUCUUGCAUCUUUGUAAGUUAUUGGAAUUAUUAUUUAUUUAGUAGCGCUUGUCUGAAAUCAUUUAAUCGAUAAUAUUAUUUGAUGUUAGUAAUAUAUUCGGAUCCUGGGUAGUGUUGGUAUAGCGUCUGUUUUACGAUAUGACUAAAAAUUUACUCAAUAAAUGGUAGAAGUAGUCUGCUUAUCUUCUCCACCUAAUAUUUUUAAAGACCAACGUAAAUCAGACACUAUAUUUACGUACUCAGGCCGACUUAAAAAAUCCAAUCUGGUAAUUUGUUAAGAGAACCUCAUAAUGUUACGCUUACACAGUAGCCGUCAGUAUUUUGUAGUCCAAUCCAUUGGGAUAUACUCAUUAUUACUUCAACUCUGCGCCGAUAGUUUGAUGCGGAUCUCAAAAUGUUGGUAUUGUUUGUGUAAGUUAGAAAUGAAACUAUCGGCGCGGGGCGAAACUGUUACAACGAUUUUAGUCCGUACAUAAUAACGUCACUGCGACGGUCCACAGGGUCCUAAUGUAGUAUUUCAAUACAGACAAUAUUAAAGUUAAUUGGAACUUCACAAUGAGUGGCGACGUAGGCCCGCUGUUUGCAAUGUUGUCUCGACACGUGAUGCGGGGUACAUACUGAUCUGAUAUCACUGGUAGUAUUCUUACUUUCUGUCUCUAGAUGUACUUAUGUUAUUGUAUAAAUCCGCGAGGUAGCCUAGUGUGAACUUUGUCAAUGAACGGGUUGUAACCAGUCGAGUUUGUUUGCUCCUAGAUGCAGACUAGCCAGUGUUGUUAUAUGAAACAGAGACUUUUUGACGGCAUGUUUUGUGUAAUACUUUAUCUGGUUUAAUGUAACAAAUUGAAGGUGCAAUGUUAUAAAUAUGUAUUUAUAGUGUGUGAGCGCGGGAGGGACGCGGGGGAGCGCGGGGUGAGCGCGGGGACGCUCGGAGUAACGAUACGCUUGUUUGCGCCAUUUGUUGUUGGUGUGAGGCCUGUUUGAUUUGUAUUCAUUUGUGUUGAAAGACUGAGGUUGAUUAUUCCAGUUUCGACGAACGUGCGAGUUAUUUGUUGAUUGAAUUUAAAUAUAAAGUCAUAUAUAUAGUUAGGUUAUAUUUUUUAAUAAAUAUAAUAUUGAGAUAUGUAAUAUA
This is a messenger RNA of Spodoptera frugiperda (fall armyworm), 6425 nucleotides long. It is a transcript of the gene E2f1, whose product is annotated as transcription factor E2F4. Gene Ontology annotation, biological process: regulation of transcription by RNA polymerase II. The record is from RefSeq and is a predicted model, not a curated record. The coding region runs from base 552 to 2105 and encodes 517 amino acids. The transcript has 10 exons. Gene Ontology annotation, cellular component: RNA polymerase II transcription regulator complex. Gene Ontology annotation, molecular function: DNA-binding transcription factor activity, RNA polymerase II-specific; protein dimerization activity; RNA polymerase II cis-regulatory region sequence-specific DNA binding. NCBI's taxonomy places the organism in Eukaryota, Metazoa, Arthropoda, Insecta, Lepidoptera, Noctuidae.